AUGGAUCAGUCUACACGCAUAAUCAAAAAGCCAUGGAUCGAGACCCCGAUCAUUGAGUCGUCCACACUCUCCAAGCUCGCAGGAUGUAGAAUCUUCCUCAAACUCGAGCUCCUGCAGCCAUCCGGCUCUUUCAAAUCACGAGGAGUCGGCAACCUAAUGGUCCAGGCCCUCAAGAACCCCGCCACCAAAUCCAAAACAGUCCACUUCUUCAGCUCCUCGGGUGGAAAUGCAGGCCUCGCCGCCAUCCACGCCGCCCGCGAGCUCAACUGCGCCUGCACCGUCAUCGUCCCACACAGCACAAAACCAAUGAUGAUCGCGAAGCUCCACGCCGCCGGCGCAACAGACGUAGUGCAGCACGGCGCAAGCUGGUUCGAAGCAGACACAUACCUCCGCGAGACCUUCAUCGAGAACCAGCCGCCGGCCUCAGAGAACGCAGCCAACGUCUACGUGCCGCCCUUCGACCACCCCGAUGUCUGGGACGGGGCAGCGACGAUGGUCGACGAGAUCGCGGCCCAGUUACCCGUGCGGGAGGCAGGUGGUGCACAAGUAGCUGGGGCAUUCCCGGCCGAUGCGAUCGUGUGCAGUGUCGGCGGCGGGGGCCUGUUCAACGGGAUUGUCGCUGGACUGGAGAAGCAUAUGGAUGAGUUUGGAAGUGGGACCGAUAUCCCCGGUACGAAGAAGGUGCAUGUUUUGGCUGUGGAGACGAAGGGGGCGGACUCGCUGGCUCAUUCUUUGCGGGAGAAGGAGCUGAGUUCUUUGGAGGCGAUUACGUCGCAGGCUACCUCGCUGGGCGCGCUGCAGGUAGCUAAGAAGACUUUUGCUAAUGCUAGGUAUCCGCCGCCUGGUGUGCAGGUUAGUAGUGUUGUGGGAUCUGAUGCUGAAGCUGCGAGGGGUAUUUUGCGAUUGGCGGAUGAGACGCGGUUGCAGGUGGAGCUGGCUUGCGGGAUUAGCUUGGAGGUUGCUGUUGCUGGGCGGUUGAAGGCUGUUAUGCCGGAUCUGGGUCCUGAUAGUCGGGUUGUGGUUAUUGUUUGUGGUGGAAGUAACAUCACGUCGGAGAUGAUUGUGCAGUACAGGCAGCUUCUCGAUGAAGGGUGGGAAUAA
Molecule: messenger RNA, 1101 nt
Organism: Penicillium verhagenii
Lineage: Eukaryota; Fungi; Ascomycota; Eurotiomycetes; Eurotiales; Aspergillaceae
Product: putative L-serine dehydratase
Exons: 3
Coding region: 1-1101 (366 amino acids)
Biological process (GO): L-serine catabolic process; L-threonine catabolic process
Molecular function (GO): L-serine ammonia-lyase activity; pyridoxal phosphate binding; threonine deaminase activity
Source: RefSeq, a predicted model, not a curated record